AUGGGCUCUUGCUCUUCUUAAGAAAUGAAAAAAAUUCUGAAACUCAAACUACAAGAAACAAAAUAAAAAUAAUCUUAGUCAACAACACCCAACAGAUCAACAACAUAAUAGAAUGUUGCAAGAUCUAAUACAAGAUGUAACACACAAAAUAUCCCGUAAAUUGUAAAUGUGUAAAGUAUGAAUACAUUCUGUCUUCAAAAUAUAAAUUAAUCAAUAGUUUAUAGAAGCACCAACUUUUCUACUUUUUAUAGUUUAUUAAAGAAAGAAGAAAAAGAUUUUCCAUUUACAACGAUUUAGCAUAACAAUACAGGAAUAUUAAGAAUUAUCAAGUCAUAUAAACUUACAGAAGUAAAAUAUGUUGCUUCAUUACUCAAUUAUUAACUUGUAAUUAUGUUCUUUUAUUUAAAUUAGCAUCAUCCUAAUUUAAUUUAAUAAUAUGAAAUAUAUGAAGAACAAUAAAAAUAUCAUGUGGCUGAAGAGAAUAACAAAGAGAUAGUAAUCUUGAAUUCUAAAAUGUUCAUCACUGAACAAGAUAUUGCUUUCAUUUUUAACCAAAUUGUCGAAGUUAUUGAUUAUAUUCACCAUCAAUAAUUAACGCAUGGUCAUCUUACUAUAGAUUCCUUUGCUCUUUUUGGAGAAAAAUACAUAAAAUUAUAUGAUUUAUUCCAUCUUUUUAUGAAAAAAAAGCCAUCUUUUGAAGAAACACACUAUUUACCGCCAGAAUAUUUUGAAUUUCAAUAAUAUACAGAAGAAAGAGAUAUUUGGUCUUUAGGAAUUAUUCUAUAUUAAUUACUUUAUCGUACAUCUCCUUAUGAUUCAACUACAUUAAAUAAAUUAAGAAUAGAAAUCUUAAUAUCAGAAAUUUAAUUUGAAUAAUCAAUAUCUGAUGAAGCCAUAUCAUUAUUAAAAUAAUUAUUGGAGAAAAAUCCAAAAAAAAGAAUAAAACUAAUAGAAAUAACAAAACAUCCUUGGUUUUUAAAAUAGUAAGUAUUUUUAAGAGAAGAAUAGGUUAGAGAAACUUUGCUUAGAUUAAGAAAAUCUAAAAAAUUAAAUAUAUUAUAAGCUUACAUCCUGAAGUUUAUAAUUAAUAAUUAUAGACCAGAUAAACUUCGAGAUAUUUAUUCAGUAUUCAGGUCAUUAGAUCUUGAUAAUGAUGGGUUUUUUAGUCUUUCAGAACUUCAAGCAUCAUAUAAAGAAUUUAUUUUAGACAGUGAUAAAACUAAAUCAAUUUGCAUGAAUAUUUUCACUAAGGUAGAUAUGGAUAAAGAUAGUAAAAUCACUUUUGCUGAAUUUAUUCUUUAUGCUAUCUAACGUAAAACUCUAAUAUAGGAGGAAGUCUUAGAUACAAGUUUUAAAUUAUUGAAAAAUAAAAAAAACUUUAUUACUGCUGAGAGUUUAGCAGCUUAGUUUUCAUUAGAAAAAGAAUAUUUCACCGAAAUUCUUAUGGAUAUACUUAAAAAAGAUUAUGUAUACUAUUAUUUUAUAAAAUUAGUUAGCUUAUAAUAAUUUUAAGGAUCUUAUGUUAGAAAUAAUAUGA
Messenger RNA from Paramecium sonneborni, 1537 nucleotides. NCBI's taxonomy places the organism in Eukaryota, Ciliophora, Oligohymenophorea, Peniculida, Parameciidae. The record is from the annotation of a GenBank genome assembly.